UUUCUUUUUGAAAUAAAUCUUAUCAAAGAGCCGUUAUAGUUGGGGGCAAGACGCAAGCCGCGGACCAAGGCAGCGAACCGGCAGCGGCGGCGACGACGACGAGCCGAGCAUCGUUUGUCGACUGGUAUGGCAAAGCGGAGCAGCUGUGAGACGUGUCGUAAUGAGAACGCUCGUCGCUACCGUUUCUUGUACCCCAGGUUGGAGGAUGUUCGUUUGCAGAGAGGCGGGGGGCGCACUGCUCCGCGUGGGCAUCCGACGAAUUGGUUCUUACCUCUUUCUGGGGUGUGUGCUGUGCAGUUGCAAUUGCAAAUCUCCCUUUUCCAAAUCAUAGCGUUUGCUUCAAAAAAAAAAGGCCACGUCCGUCCCACCGGACUUUUGUCUCCAAGUCACACACAUACACAAUAGCCGGCCCCCCUUUUUUUAUUUUCCCUCGAUUAGAGCAGAGCCGAGCGUUCGGGUCCGGAUCCUCCGAAGAAGGCGUUCGCGAGUUCACAAACACACACACGUCCAAAUACAACACGGCAAAUAUGUAU
Aaosphaeria arxii CBS 175.79 is the source of this 533-nucleotide messenger RNA. RefSeq lists its product as uncharacterized. NCBI's taxonomy places the organism in Eukaryota, Fungi, Ascomycota, Dothideomycetes, Pleosporales. The transcript has a single exon. Bases 127 to 405 code for a protein of 92 amino acids. The record is from RefSeq and is a predicted model, not a curated record.